AUGUCUUCUUCGAGUUCCUCCUCCUCCAGUGGUUCUGCGAGCCCCGAGCCGUCCUUAAAACGCAGAAGGGAGGGAAAAAGCGCUGAUGGUGUUGAAGCUACCCAAUCUUCGUCCAGUGACUCGGAUUCUUCCGAUGAAGAUGAUGCUCCGGCUCUAUCCCAUGCAGAAAAACGUCGACAGAAGAAAAAAGAAAAACUAGCGGCACGCAAAGACAAGGGACUGGAACCGCCCCCUUCCAAGAAAAGAAAGACUGAUAAUCAAAAGGAAGCUACAGACUCCACUUCCCAACGACAAAAUUCAGUCUGGGUAGGAAACCUGUCGUUCAAGACGACACCGGACGCUUUGCGCAAGUUUUUUGAAGGAGUUGGAGAGAUUACACGGAUAAAUCUGCCUAUGAAGGUAGCUACAAGACCAAACAUGCCUGGAGAGAACCGGGGCUUUGCUUAUGUCGAUUUUGCGACAGCUGAUGCCAAGAAUGUAGCCAUAGCUCUUUCUGAAAAACCAUUACUUGGUCGCAAGCUAUUGAUCAAAGAUGGUGAUGAUUUCGCAGGGCGGCCUGCUGCACCCGACGUCGAAGAGUCUUUAGGUGGAAAGACACACUCAAAAACUGCUCUUAAAAUUCUUCGAAUACAGAAACAACCUCCUGCUCCCACACUCUUCUUCGGCAAUCUACCGUUCGAAACGACGGAGGAUAAUAUACGUCAGCUACUCGAUGCGCACAGGAAGAAGCCUAGGAAAGAUAAAGACAGCAAGAAGGAGGAAGAAGAUGUCGAAGAAGAGAAAGACGAAGGGAAGGGAGAGAAGGAAGAGGAAAACUGGAUACGAAAGAUUCGUUUGGGUACAUUUGAGGACAGUGGGUUGUGUAAAGGUUUUGCCUUUGUUGAUUUCUCCAGUACUGACAACGCUACAUCCGCCCUCAUAAACCCCAAAAAUCAUCAUCUAAACGGUCGAAACCUUGUUGUCGAAUAUGCUUCCGCAGAUGCUGUCAAACGAGGGCCUAAUAAACCGAGAGCUGUGGCAGGAGAAGGUGGACCGGGUGAUUUUAAGAGAAAAUUCGGACCUAGGGUGAAUGGGUCUCAAAAUAAGCCUUUUCGUCGAAAUGAGCGUGACGUUGGUGCGGGCGAUGAGAAGUCAUCGAAUCGUCGCAAGGACAGGCUUGACUAUCGUCAUAACGCCGAGGAGUCUCAAACUGUGGAUCAUGAAGAAUUCAGCACACCUCAGUUCGGCGGCAGACCCUAUAGAAAAGACCAAGAGGGUGUUCCUCGACACAAAGGACCUCGAAAUAGGCCGAAGCCUGGUGCUGCACUAGCACAAGCUAAACGCCAAUCAGCCGCUAUCGUACCGACGUCCGGAAAGAAGAUCGUCUUCUAG
Lentinula edodes (shiitake mushroom) is the source of this 1371-nucleotide messenger RNA. RefSeq lists its product as uncharacterized. The transcript is spliced from 4 exons. The coding region runs from base 1 to 1371 and encodes 456 amino acids. NCBI's taxonomy places the organism in Eukaryota, Fungi, Basidiomycota, Agaricomycetes, Agaricales, Omphalotaceae. The record is from RefSeq and is a predicted model, not a curated record. Gene Ontology annotation, molecular function: RNA binding.